Messenger RNA from Fusarium vanettenii 77-13-4, 1845 nucleotides. RefSeq lists its product as uncharacterized. Gene Ontology annotation, biological process: regulation of DNA-templated transcription. The transcript has 6 exons. Lineage: Eukaryota; Fungi; Ascomycota; Sordariomycetes; Hypocreales; Nectriaceae. Bases 1 to 1845 code for a protein of 614 amino acids. Gene Ontology annotation, cellular component: nucleus. Gene Ontology annotation, molecular function: zinc ion binding; DNA-binding transcription factor activity, RNA polymerase II-specific. The record is from RefSeq and is a predicted model, not a curated record.
AUGGAACUCUUUAAGUCUCCGCGUCCGCAAUUGGGUGAGCUCAAUCUAAGCUCCAACAGCAAGACUGUGGCGGUUAACACUGGCAGCUUGCAUGAUAUGCCGCUCUCGAAAGCUCCUUCGGGAUGUGCAAGAUGUCGCCGAGUAGGCGUUCAGUGUCCGGGCUACGAGUCACAAGGGGCGGAAAAGGCCUCAGAAGAAAUUGACAAAAUUUACAAACGUGCUGGCUUGGAGCGGAGAAAAGCUGGCUCCUGCGAUGAGUGUCGCACUGCCAAAGCAAAAUGUUCACAGACCAAACCUGAUUGCCGAAGAUGUCGGAUGAGGGCGUUAACUUGCACCUAUUCGGGUUCCAAGUCGGGAUCAGAACAAGGAGCUGCGGAUGCAACAGUAUCACCAGAAGGUCCACCAUCCGGGGUGGCAUCAAGAGAUAAUACCUGGCUGCAUCAGUUGACUCUUCCUGAAAAGUGUCAGCUCAAGACCCUAGCGGGAUCCUACUUCAACCACGUACAUCCUCUCCGAAAUCUUGGGUUCAUCCACAAACCCUCUUUCAUGAAGGCGAUCGAUCAGGGCACGACGGUAGCCGAGUAUGGCGAGGCCGUGGUGUACCUUGUCUACUCGUUUGUGGGCGCAGGCGUCGACGGAAACCUAAGCUGGGCCGCAAAUGUGCCAGCUCUGCCCCUCGCCUGCUCAGAGAAGGACUUUAUCUAUCAAGAAAAGUCAAUUCCAGUAUAUGCUGAGGUCGAAAAAUGGAUAACCCCAUGCGACAAAAGCUCGACUUUUCUGCAGCUCUUGAGUCUGCUUGCAGCUUGGUAUGAGAAGCUACCUGACUUUCUCGCCUUCAACGACCUAAACAUUUACAUUCACAAGGAGCAAUACACCCUUGGACCAUACUUCUUCCUUCACCUUGCCUAUCAUGCAUGCGUGUUUGAUCUCACAAGAGUUACGCUCCCCGGCUAUAGCUUCCCCCUAUCUUCUGCGUUCUUCCAAGUUCCCCAGGAUUUCACUCUCAAGUAUCGUCACGAGGCUUGGUACCAUGCUUGCUGCGUCUCAGAGCUGCUGGAAACUGGGCUGGAGUGCGGUACUGGGACCCUGGAUGAUCAUUUUACGUCAACGGCCGCUUUUGAGUCUACCAAGAUUCAAGUAAUUUAUCUUACCACUAUGGCAAGUGGGUCCCCAAGGCUCUACAGCGAAGGUAUGGCCAACAUCAACACCAACCUCAGAGUCCUCACCGAGACCCAUCCAUAUCCAGACAUGCCCAAUGUAUAUGUCAGUUACCUAUGCCGCCUAUCCGCAAUAAUUCCGUUUUUGCAUCGGUUUGGCUUCUCAGAUAUCGCGACCUACUGGCAGCAGUUCCAGAACACGGUCUUGCUCGCCCCGUCGCAAUCAACAGACGACAACUCCGAAGUAGUUGGCCCUGUGGAGACGGCGUUUCUUAACCAGAUCGCAACGUUUCGUCUCGCGCGUCGAGAGAUCACAGAAGACGAACGGAGAACAGGCACAUGCACACCCUGGAGUUUCUCGUCAGCUCCGCCCAGUCCUCGACCCGAACAGUCUAGGCUUGGGCAAACCCUGGGGUCUCCCUCGCAACCGUUUGAUGAGUCAGGUCUUCAUAUGCUCGCACUGGCAGGUCAGUCUCAGAGCGAGGCUGUGGCAAGCCAGCUUACUCCUAUCAUAAUGCCUGGGGCGGUAUCAUCCGCGGAUACAACGCAGGGUCUACUUUUGGACCAGGAACAGUAUUUCCGCAUGGCAGAGGAGAUCAGUGAUUACAUGACAUGGGAUAUUACUCUCGCUUCUCAAUUUGACUUUCCGGUGGAAGACUUCUUCUCCACUCCACGGCAGAUAGAAUGA